Messenger RNA from Micromonas pusilla CCMP1545, 1108 nucleotides. RefSeq names its product mitochondrial protein translocase family. The record is from RefSeq and is a predicted model, not a curated record. Gene Ontology annotation, cellular component: mitochondrion. NCBI's taxonomy places the organism in Eukaryota, Viridiplantae, Chlorophyta, Mamiellophyceae, Mamiellales, Mamiellaceae. The transcript is spliced from 4 exons. Bases 1 to 1008 code for a protein of 335 amino acids.
AUGACCGCCGCGCGGCACCUCCGGCGCCUCGCCGGCGCCGCGAUCGCGGCGUCCUCUCCCCAUCGCGCGGCGCUGUCCCGCGGCGCGGGAGCGCACCGCGCGCCUCUCGCCGCGACCGCCGCCGAGCGCGCCGCGACCGCGGGGCCCGCCGGCCCCGCGCCGCGCAUCGCGUCGACGCUCCUCCAACAGUCGCGAUCGGCGUCGCAGUCGUCGUCGGUCCCGCAGACGCAGAGGGGCGUCACCGCUCCGUCCGCGAUGUCCGCGAUGCAAGGUAAGCCUCUGCGAAUGUACAUGGUGUCCCCGGACCUGCUCGUGGAUCCGUAUCGCCCGAACCGCGCGUGGCCGUCGCUGCGAUCGCUCGCGACGAGGCGAGGAUGGAAGCGGCUGUGGCGCGUCGUCACGCGUCCGAUGCACGAGCUGCACGCGCUCUCGAUGUGCACGAAGAUGAUCAAAUCCGGCGCGAACGGCAAAAGCCAGGCGUUCACGAAGGAGGGGUUCCUCGACACCGCGAAGGAGGUGUACGCGGAGGUGAACGAGCUCAUCGCGCGCGGGGACCACGCCAAGCUCCGGCAUCUGUGCUCCGGCAGCGCGGCGUCGCACGUCAAACGCGAGGACAAGGCGCGAUCGCAGGGCGGGUGGGACCGCGUCGAGUGGAAGCUUCUGGAGCACGUGCAGACGCCGCGGGUGCUGCAGGCGCGGCUGUGCUCGCCGGCCGGGGACCCGGCGGUGAGUUGGGCGCAGUUCACGGUGCAGUUUAAGACGAGAGAGACGUUCGCGGCGUACGACAAGAGAGGGAACCUGGUCGCGGGCGACCCGGAGGAGGUGCUGGUGGUCGAGGACGCGUGGGUGCUGGAGCACGGCGUCGGCGAGAGCAACAGCAAGAAGAACGCGCGGUGGCGGCUGGCGGCGCGGCUGCACUUUCCCGACGGCGACGGCUACGGGGCGGGGACGAGCGUCGUCGCGGGCGAGGAAGGCGUCGACGCGGACUACAUCACGAGCCCGAAGUAGUACCUCCCUCCCUCCCUCCCUAGCUAGCGCGAUACCACCUUUACGAUAGCUGAGUCGUGUAAUAAGGAUCGUCGCCGCGAUCGAUUCGGGAAUUUCUUUU